Molecule: messenger RNA, 6389 nt
Organism: Panonychus citri (citrus red mite)
Lineage: Eukaryota; Metazoa; Arthropoda; Arachnida; Trombidiformes; Tetranychidae
Product: rho guanine nucleotide exchange factor 5-like
Exons: 7
Coding region: 1939-4788 (949 amino acids)
Biological process (GO): activation of GTPase activity
Molecular function (GO): guanyl-nucleotide exchange factor activity
Source: RefSeq, a predicted model, not a curated record
ACUGUUAGUCCCUCAAGUCGAUUCUCUUUAUUUUCUUUUCAUAUUUACCUGUGUUCUCAUUGAGAUUCCCAAAUUUCACCUUAAUUGAAUUUCACCACAAUCAACUAAUCACCAGGAGAAAUUAGAAAUCGAAUCACAAUUAACCAGCAAUUUGUUUCUCUUUUCAAAUUAACUGAAAAUCUCAUUUGCAUGUUACCGGUUAUUUUCAUUUUCCGUUUCUUUAUCAUUGUAAACACAAAUUUCCAUUGUUUUUGUUUUUCAAAUUGUGUAAUUAAUUUAAUCUCAACUGUGUUCAACAAUUAACCAGUUGACUGGAUUUUAAGUGAUUGAGGAAAAAAAGUGUUAUUCAACAAUUGGAAUAUAAUUUAAAUGGUAAACAAGUGGAAAUUUCUCUCUACCUAAUUGUCCGUUAAAUUGUGAUUCUAAUUGAAAGAAAAUGACAAAUAUACAUGACAAUCAUUCCAACAACAACAACAACAAAACCAGAAACAACUGAUUAUCCGCGAAGAUUAAAACAUUUCUGGUGAUUAAACUCUCAGUGAUUGAUUCCUUUUUCUCCUAAGUAAAUCAUGAUGCUCAUAACCCUCCAGUAAUUAACUCUCACCAAUCAGUUGAUUCUACUCAAUGAAAUAAUCAACAAUUUAAUAUGUUUUCAUAUUCAUUUGGGUUCCAUAGGAAGUGAUCACAUUGUGUUGAUAGUAUUUUGUGAGUCGAUGUGUAAAUCAUAACCAGCAUCAUAACCACCAAGGAAGAUUAAGUGGAUGAUUAAUUCAUCAUCAUCAUCAUCAUCAUCUCUCUCUCUCUCUCUCUCUCUCACACACACAUUUUUCUUACUACAAAUCAAUUUAUAUCAUCUUAACCCUUAUAUAAAACAUUCAAUCACCUGUAUCCAUGAAAUCAGUUCACCAAGAGAAAGAGAAUCGAAAUUAUUUUUCUUGUUAAUUGUGUUACAAUUUCCAUCAAAUUUGUGAUAAUCAUCAUCAUCUACACAUUAACUGUUAUUCAUAAUACACUCACUCAUAAAUAUACACACACAAUUUACUAAUUAAUUAUAAUUAAAAUCAUCUCACAACACUGAACAAUUGGAAAGAAACAACAACAAUAACAACCACUACCUUCACUUAACAGUAACGUUGAAGGUGUUGAUUAUGUUUUCGUAUUUAUAUUAAGUUACUUUUUAAAUUGUGAUUGUGUCCUUAAAAAGAAGCCACAAAAUUAGAAUUUUCUCAACAAAUUCUAUUCCAAAUUAAUCCAAUAUUGGAAGGCGUUGGUGAUAAAAAAGAAAAUUCAAAAUAAUCGACUUUCUUCAACAGUAAAACCGUUGAAAUUUCUGUUUACCUUAUAACCUGAAUCACGAAUAGAGGAAAGAAAAAGAAGAUUACAAUUUGUUGUUGUUCUCUUUUCUUUUGUCUCCACAAUCUUUUUCUUUUCUCUUUUUAUUGUUGUUAAACAUCAUCAUUAUUAUCAAAUUAACCUUGUAAUUAAUUAUUGUUGUUAAUCGAGAGAAAAAUCAAUAUCUUUAACUGGGAACAUUCAAAAUGGUGGCUACUGUUUUCUUCUGGUUCCACUUGUUCCCGCGAAUUUAAUCUUCUUGUCGCCUGAUUGUUUUCACCUUAAAAGAGAACAUUUUUCUCUUCUGUUACUUUCUUCUGUUCACAAGAUUAAAUUGUUAAUCACAAUUAGUGAAAUUGAACACAGCAAAUAUACAGAAAAUCAUCUUCAUCGACUCCCUCUCAGUCUCCUUGUGAUCCUUGCAAGAGAAACAUUGAUAUUCACCUUUUGUCUUUCUCUCUCUUUUUUGAAAUUUGUUCUUCCAUUUUUGUUUUGUUUUGUUCUAUUCUAUUCUAUCAUCAUCAUCAUCAUCAUCAUCAUCACCCUUCAACAUUGUGAAACAAAAGAUUUUCAAAGUCAACGUAAUUCCAAGUGUUUUCUGGUUAGAUGACUACCCCACUUGGUCAGCCAUGUUUUAAAAAAGACAAUCUUGACAAGAGUAACAUUACAACGUUCACUGUUGUUGGUGGUCAACAAUCAACAAUUAACCCUCAACAAUUUAUUUACCAUCAUCAACGAGGUGAAAUCUAUUUAACAAAAUUUGAAUCUCUACCUAAAAGAGGAGGAGGUAUGAAAGGAUUAACAAGUGAAUCGUCUUGUAUUAUCGGUGGUGGAAAAUGUCAAUCAGUUGAAAAUCUUGUUAAUCCUUCGUCUUCAUCAAUUGCUCCCUAUAUGUAUCCCUAUGUUACCUCAAGUACACCACCACCUGAGUUAAUCUCUCAUCAUAAUAAUUGUACUGGCGGUGGAUCAACAAUUAUCCCAAGCAAAAUUUGCUCUACCAGUGCCGUUAGUAAUAUAACCAAUGGUCAUCAAUCAUUUCAUAAAGGAUUAAGACGAUUCUUGGACAAAAGUAUCUCUAUCAACAACAACAACAUAAACUCCCAUGGUAAUAAUCUGAAAUACUCUCAUUCAUCACAUGUUCUUAAUCCAACAUCAUCAUCAUCUUCAUCAUCAUCUACUACACAAUUUGACCCCAACAAUGGUUCAUCAUCAACCCUAUCAUCAACUUCAAAUGGUUCAUCAUCACAAUCAACCGGUAAUUUAAUGGCUUCCCAAAGUCAUUCAUUGGAACACAAUUCUUACAACAACAACACUGGACAUUCAUUAAGAGAUUCUGGUCGGUCUGUUAAUCAGUUACUUGAUUCCCAUAAUCACCCUAAUUAUCAACAACAACAUCAAUAUCCGCAUCAGAAUCAUAAUUUUGUUAAAACGCCUCGAAGUCGUAGUUCAUCACCUCAUCGUAGUUUACGAUUUAAAUCAUCAAUUGCUCGUUUCAUUGAUUCUAAUGGUAAAAUUGUUGAUUAUAAUGGUCGUCACGGUUUACCUAGGAAACAAUUGAAGACACUUUUACCUAUGGAAGAUGCAACAAUCAAUUUAACUUCUUAUCGUCAAUACUCACCAAUUGUUGAUAAAAAUGGUUUACUCUCUCAAGUUAACAGUCGAACAAUGGAUUCUUUGAAAGAGAAUCUUGAUAUUUAUGUUCUAACCAAGAAUGCCAAUAAUGUUAACAAUAAUAAUACGAUAAAGAGCAAUACCAACAAUAAUAGUCCAAAGAAUGUUUCAUCGGUUAAACGUCGACCCUCAAAUUUAUCUUGUUCUCGUGUAUUACCCACCGAUGAAAGACUCUAUUCUCCUCAAUUGGUUAAACCAUUUCGAAGUGUAUCAACUCUUGAUUCUCGUCGAAAAGGUUAUCAAUCAUAUUCUGGACCAACUACACCUGAUCGUGAAAUAAUUACUACUUUCAAUGGAAGUGAUUUACAAAGGAAAUUUAGUGAUCCGCGAAUUGCAUUUGAACAUAGAGAUCAAUAUGCCAAUCAAAUGUACCAACAACAGCAACAACAACGGGUACCAACUAAAAGUGUUAAUUAUCAACAGUAUUUACAGCAACAAAAUGAACAAUCAAUGAAAUUAAUUCGUAAUGGUGCUCGAAUGCUCUGGUGUGAAUUACCACAAGUUCGUGAACUUGGACUUUAUCGUGAUCUCUCACCAACCCAGCGACAAUUGCAAGAGGCACUUUUCGAAGUGAUCACAUCAGAAGCCUCUUACCUUCGAAGUUUGGACAUUCUAGUCAAUCAUUUUGCGAAUAAUUUGACUCUUUCCAAUCCCACAUUUCUUGAUCCUCGUCGUAAGGCUGAUCUAUUUUCCAAUAUUCAUGUGAUUCGUGACAUUUCUUACAAUUUGAUGAAUAUUCUUGAGAUUCGAUGGAAACAGAAUAUCAUUCUAUCUGAUGUUUGCGAUAUUCUUGUUGACUAUGCAUACAAUCAUUUCGCACCCUACAUAACCUAUUGUCGUUUUAAACGUCGUCAAGAAUCAACCCUUCGGGAACUUCAACUCUCCUCAAAAUUUAACCAACUCAUCCGACAAUUAGAAUCUGAUCCAAUCUGUCAAGGGUUAACCUUACACUCAUUUCUCCUUCUACCAGUUCAAAGGGUAACCCGAUACCCACUUCUAGUUGAGGCCAUUCUCCGUCGUCUCUCACCUGAAACAAUUCAAUAUCGAUCCUGUAAACGAACACUAAUCGCAACCGAUCAAUUAGUUAAAGAUUGUAACACUGCCGCUAAUCAAUAUGACAAAUAUUUGGAUCUCAUGUCAAAAUUAAAAUUCUCCUCUUCAUCCACCAUAAUGAAAGGAUUAUCCCUUAAUGAGCCUCGAUGGUUAAUCAACAAUUAUGAUAUAACCCGAUUAAAACCGGAAACACAGUCGACACUUUUGAUUGGCACCUUUCGUGCUCCUCACUGGUCUAAUUCAUCAAAUGUUUUAUCAAUAUUAAGUGACAUGGUUUUAUUAAGCAAGAAAAAAGGGGAAGAGUUAACGGUUUACGAUUAUUGUUUUCGAGACUUGGUUCAAAUGCGGAAAAUUGGUCCAGAUACUAAAGAACGAAAUAUUUUCAACUGUAAACUUCCGGAUAUUUAUAAGAAUUUGGUUAAGUUAACAUUUCUUCACAACAAUUGUGGCAAACGAAUUGAAUAUUGCCUUAAUUUCACUUCAAUAUCUGAACGAGAUGAAUGUCUAUCAAUAUUAGAUCCGAAGACAAAUUUUAUCAGAACUGAACAAUUUACUGAACCAUUAUGGUUAUAUCAAAAUGGUAACAAUAAUUGGGAAGAUUUAAAUGUAUCCAAACAUCAACAGUUAUCCAAGUAUUCAUCAUCAUCAUCAUCAAAGAUUGAACCAGGUUACUGUUCAGAUCAACAAAAUGGCUGUCAAAAUGUCGAGUACAGUCAUGAGAUAUUCAUCUAAUCACUCAGCCUGAUGGAAAGUCUUAUUUAUAUAUAAACAAACAACAAUUAUCUUGAUUAUCUCAGGGUGAUAAGCAUCAUCAUCGUCAUCAUAAUCACCAUUUCAACCCCUUCAUCUUUGGCGGAACAAGAAACAAAACACAAUUGAGAAUGAUAAAAAAGAAUCAUCUUCAUCAUCACCUUCAUUUGCAUCAGAAUUUGAAUUUUUUUCUAUUUAUCAUCAUCAUCAUCAUCUCUCUCUCUCCUACAAAAACGAUUACUCAACUUUCGUUUCUGGUUCAUGGUCAGAAUGAAGGAUUUCUCACCUACAUGUUAACCCACCUCCCACCAAAGUUAAAGCAUCAUCUUCAUUAACUAUUAUCAUCUUCUAACACGUUUUAAUUAAUUAACCUGUUGAGGUGAAUAUAGCAAUAGAUGGAAACUGUCAAAGUUUCGUUGAAUUUUUCGUGAAUAUAUUUUGUCUUUUAACGAAACAACUUGACAAGUUAUCAAGUUUUUUUUAUAUAUACUAAAGGCGACAAGUAACAAUCAACUUUAACUAUCAAUCAACGAAUCUCAUCAUCAUAAUCAUCAUUUAAUUGGAAACGAUCUCAUGCUCAUUUAAAAUACAAUUAAUCACAAUCAAAAAACUGGGAAAAUAAGUUUAAACUUUCACAUUGAUACCGAUUGAUGAUCUGAUUUAAAUUCACUUGAUUCCGUCCGAGUGAUAUACUUAUCAUCUUUACUAUUAACUGAUUCUUGUUUAUCAAUUUACUGCCAUUUGUAUUAACAACAACAUUACCAUCAUCAUAAUUAUCAACUUUAAAGUCUUCACAAUUAACAAUCAACUUAAUCAAUAGGAAUCAAAAAAAAGAGAUAGAAAUCAAAUGAUCAUGAUUAAUGAUAAAAACCCUUUUCUGUUUUAUGUCCUUCAAAACUAAUUCAAAAUUAGCUUAAUUGUUAUUAGUAAAUCGCCAGUAUUUGUAGUAUUUAAAUUGUUUUGUUAUCAAGUGUUAAUAUUUAAUUGUUAGCUUACAAUUAAUCAUGUUGAUGAUGAUUAUGAUAAUGGUGAUGAAGAAAAAAAAUUCUUAAUUGUUGAAGAGUUAAUUUGAUUCUCAUCUCUUUUUUUUGAUAUUAUUAUUAUUAACUUUGUAACACCAUCAUCAUUUUUAAUUGUAAUCAAAUUUUUUCACUUUGAUCGUAUAUAUACAAUUAAUUGUGAACCUUAAUUGUGUUCAUUUAUUAAUAGUAAUGAUAAUUAAGGAUGAUAAUUAUGAUGAUGGUAAAAAUAAUCAUGUUAAAUGUAUUCCAAUGUAAUAACAUGUGAAAAUAAUGGUUAAUUGUUAUGGAUGAUGGUGGUAAUUAACAGUAACAAUUAACUCCUUUACUUUGAUUUGAUUUGAGAUAAUCUCUUAAUAAUCAAUAUGUUAAUUGUCACCAUCAUCACUUUCAUUUCAGAUUUAAUCAAAUGUUAUUAAUUAUCCAAUUAGAUCCAACAAUUUGUUAAUCACUCAUAAAACUUGUUAAUUGUCAAUCAUGAUUUUUUUUGACUUGACUUUGUAUAAUUAUUAUAAUUGUAUAAAAUUGUAAUGAUCAUUGAUUAAAAUACAUUUCAACAAUUCA